AAUGGUGGGGAUUACACAGCCGAAACCCGGGGAGCAUGUAAACGCAGAUGGAGUUUGGGAUUUAUUGCAAAAUAAGGGAAAGAUGACCGUCUUCUCGUUGUGCUUGCUCUUGUGCGCAGACCUACUGGAUUUAGCCGUCGGAUAUUUGACAGUUACCAUAGAGCCCCUGCCUCCUGUUGUUGUCGGAGAGACUGUUACUCUCAAGUGUAACUUCAAAACUGACGGAAGGCUUCGAGAGAUUGUUUGGUACAGGGUCACAGAUGGAGGUACCAUCAAGCAGAAAAUCUUCACCUAUGAUGCUAUGUUUAAUACCAAUUACUCUCACAUGGAGGAUUACCGCAGACGUGAAGACCUUGUGUACCAAUCAACUGUCCGGCUCCCAGAGGUACGGAUCUCAGACAACGGGCCUUAUGAAUGCCACGUGGGCAUCUAUGACAGGGCGACGAGGGAGAAGGUUGUCCUGGCUUCAGGGAAUGUUUUUCUUACUGUUAUGUCACCUCCAAACAACAUAUCAGUGGUGGCCGAGAACACCCCAGCCCCAUUCAGUCGAUACCAAGCCCAGAAUUUCACUCUGGUCUGCACUGCAAAGGGAGGGAAACCAGCCCCAUCGGUGUACUUCAAGCGGGAUGGCGAGCUGAUAGAGGUGAUCUCCUACACUCAACCCUCCACCUACGAGCAGGGAGGCGGCUCAGCGGGGGUGAGAGGAGCCAGGCCGCUCAUCAGCAGGGACCUUGAUGACACUAAGCUCCAGCGGUCCCUUUCCCUUCUGGACCCCGAAGGGCGCUCGGCCCAUCUGUACACAGAGAGCCCCCAGCGUGUCCACACUCAGGGCCAGCAGGCCUACGAGCCCAGCCCCGCGACAGAGGUCAUCCCAGAGACAGUGGUGAGCCGGGAGUUCCCCCGCUGGGUGCACAGCACGGACCCUCUCUACUACUUCAGCCACACUCACAUCCCCCAAAGUGACGGCUCUGUAGUGGUGCAGGCCCGACUCACCUGGACCCUCAACCCUCAGCUGGAUAAUGACGCUCUGUUCAGCUGUGAAGUCAAGCACCCAGCACUGUCUAUGCCCAUGCAGACAGAGGUUACCCUUGCUGCUCCUAAGGGUCCUAAACUCUUGAUGUCCCCCAGUAGGGCAAAGGUAGGGGACACGGUGCGCAUCACUGUGCAAGGAUUCCAGGUAGGAUCGCCUGGGAAUGAGGUGUUCCCUGAGCCCCUCUUUACCUGGACGCGGGUGGGGGGCCGCCUGCUAGAUGGCAGCACCGAGCGAGAGGGGAAGGAGCUGAUUCUGGAGAGAGUGCCAGCCGAGCUCAACGGCUCCAUGUAUCGCUGCACGGCCCAGAAUCCUCUGGGCUCCACGGAUACGCACACUCGCCUCAUAGUCUUUGAAAAUCCAAGCAUGAUGAAAAACACACAGAAUCAGAACAAUGGAGCCUCCCGCAUGGAUGUGCUCGGACUAAUGUGGAUCGCACUUGUCCUCACAGUGACAGUGGAACUGACGUGAAACCGCUCAUCCAAGACACUCUCACACA
Xiphias gladius (swordfish) is the source of this 1529-nucleotide messenger RNA. RefSeq names its product immunoglobin superfamily, member 21a (gene igsf21a). NCBI's taxonomy places the organism in Eukaryota, Metazoa, Chordata, Actinopteri, Istiophoriformes, Xiphiidae. The transcript is spliced from 10 exons. Gene Ontology annotation, cellular component: adherens junction. Bases 2 to 1501 code for a protein of 499 amino acids. Gene Ontology annotation, biological process: heterophilic cell-cell adhesion; homophilic cell-cell adhesion. The record is from RefSeq and is a predicted model, not a curated record.